Messenger RNA from Solanum verrucosum, 1053 nucleotides. Its product is annotated as B3 domain-containing protein At5g60140-like. NCBI's taxonomy places the organism in Eukaryota, Viridiplantae, Streptophyta, Magnoliopsida, Solanales, Solanaceae. The coding region runs from base 1 to 1053 and encodes 350 amino acids. The transcript has 4 exons. Gene Ontology annotation, molecular function: DNA binding. The record is from RefSeq and is a predicted model, not a curated record.
AUGGAAAAGGGCUUCUUCAAGGUUUUCAUCCCUGAAAUCAGUGCAAAGCGACUGAAACUUCCCACAGGUUAUACCGAUUACAAAAAUGGAAUAUUACCAAGAAAUAUUUUCCUUAGGGAUCGGUUUGAAAAUAUGUGGCCUAUAGGGGUAACCAAAUCAGGAAAAGAUAUUUAUUUUGAAUAUGGAUGGGAAAAAUUCAUUAAGGACAACAUCGUAGAGCUUGGAGACUUCUUUAUUUUUGACUAUGAUGGAACUAGAAUUUUUAACUUCAAACUACUUGGAAGAAAUGGAUGUGUAAAGAAAGGAGAUAGGGGUUUAAAACAUGUUGUGAAGGAGGAGGAACCAGAGGAAAUAAAUGUUGAACAUCAAAAGAGUGUGGAGCCAAAAGUGAAUACUAGGGCUAGAGAUAGCAAGAAUAUUUCUUCUUCUGAUGUUAGGGAUGGGAAUAACAUGGCAGGAGAAAAAGAUGAUGAAGAAAAGGAAUGUGAAAAGGAAAAAGAGGUUCCAGAAGAGGAUGAUGAUAAGGAAGAAGAAGAAGAAGAAGAAGAUGAUGAUGAUGAUGAAUACAAAGAAGAGGAGGAAGAGAAAGAAAGGACUGACAUAUUCAACAUAACGGCACCACGUUCCAAAGCUAAAUGCAAAAGUAUGACUGCUGGUAAGGUGAAUAAUCCCCACGACCAAUUUGCUACAGAUAUAUUUAGAAGUGGACGUGCAACUAAGCCAAAAAAUCCUUACUUUGUAACAAAAAUACGUCCAGAUAGGAGAAAUCAUCUGUACGUUCCGGCUGAUGUGGUGAGAGACUACCAACUUGAACUCCCUUCAAGCAUGACAAUUCGCGACUCUGCUGGCAGAGAAUUUGAGGCAAAACUCAAGAUUUGGCAGGACGGUAGAAUAUGGCUAAUUGGCGGGUGGCACAGUUUAUGUAAGGUGAACCUUGUGAAGAAAAAUGAUAUGUGUAUUUGUGAAUUUGUGAGAGAAAAACACAUCAAAGGACUUUACUUACAAGUUCACGUUGUCCAUGAAGGAGAAGGUUCCCAUCCCAACAAGAAAUAA